AUGUGGGUUGAGUGUGUGAAAAAGAGCGCAGAGAGGCAUGGACUUCCGAUAAGAAAUGGUGUUCAAAACGAAAUUUCUGCCAUUUCAGAACCUUCCCUCGAUUGGACGGGAAACCAUUCGAUGCGAAAGAAGCGAAAGCCCUACACUAAAUAUCAGACGUUAGAAUUAGAAAAGGAAUUCCUCUACAAUACCUAUGUGAGCAAGCAGAAACGAUGGGAAUUGGCACGAACACUCGGCCUUACCGAACGACAAGUGAAAAUCUGGUUCCAGAACCGACGGAUGAAAGACAAGAAGGUGAAGCAAAGGGCUACUGUCGACGGGAGCGGCUGUGUGAUGAUGCUGAAAGAAGAGUAA
This is a messenger RNA of Cooperia oncophora, 354 nucleotides long. The record is from the annotation of a GenBank genome assembly. NCBI's taxonomy places the organism in Eukaryota, Metazoa, Nematoda, Chromadorea, Rhabditida, Trichostrongylidae.